AUGGGUGAAAGAAAAGUUGCGAUUGUUACUGGUACUAACAGUAAUCUCGGUUUGAAUAUUGUCUAUCGUUUGUUGGAGAGGGAGGAUCCAGAUACUAGGUUGACAAUUGUUGUAACUUCAAGAACUUUGCCUCGUGUACGUGAAGUUAUUGAUCAAAUUAAGAAAUAUGCAGAUAAAUUAAAUCGUCCUGGUGUUGUUGAUUAUGAUUAUUUAUUAGUUGAUUUCACUAAUAUGGUUAGUGUAUUGAGUGCUUACAAUGAUUUGAAAAAAUACAAGGCAAUUCAUUAUUUUUUUGUUAACGCUGCUCAAGGUGUGUACGAUGGUAUUGAUUGGGUUGGUGCUACAAAACAAUCAUUGACAGCACCAAUGGAGGCUGUUACUAAUCCAAACUAUAGAAUCCAAAGAGUUGGUGUUAAAUCUAAAGAUGGAAUGGGUUUAGUCUUUCAAGCUAAUGUUUUUGGUCCAUAUUAUUUAAUUCAAAAGAUUUUACCACAAUUGGUUGCUGGCCAUGCCAGAAUUGUAUGGGUAUCGAGUUUAAUGUCUGAUCCAAAAUACUUAUCAUUUAAUGAUCUCCAAAUGAUUAAAUCAGAUGUUACCUAUGAAGGUUCUAAAAGAUUAGUUGAUUUGUUACAUUUAGCAUCUUACAAAGAUCUUGCUUCAAAAGGGAUUAAGCAAUAUCUUGUUCAUCCGGGUAUUUUCCAAAGUAACUCAUUUAACAAGUUUUUGAAUGUAUUCACCUACUAUGGUAUGUUAUUUAUGUUUUAUUUAGCUAGAUUGUUGGGUUCUAAAUGGCAUAAUAUCGUUGGUUACAAGGCUGCCAAUGCUCCAGUAUAUGUUGCUACAAUGAAAGACACAAACAUUAAAGAUCAACAGUUGAAAUACGGAUCAGCUACAACGUGGGAUGCUAGGGAAUACAUCGAAACUCAAGAAAUAGAUUCAACUGGUAGCAAUGAUGUUCUUAAAUAUAUGGAUAAUUUGAAGAAUGAGUGGGAUGAAAAAUUGAAAAAUCAGAUUACGAAUACAAGAGUCCCAAUCUAA
Molecule: messenger RNA, 1038 nt
Organism: Vanderwaltozyma polyspora DSM 70294
Lineage: Eukaryota; Fungi; Ascomycota; Saccharomycetes; Saccharomycetales; Saccharomycetaceae
Gene: ERG27
Product: 3-keto-steroid reductase
Exons: 2
Coding region: 1-1038 (345 amino acids)
Biological process (GO): ergosterol biosynthetic process
Cellular component (GO): lipid droplet; mitochondrial outer membrane; endoplasmic reticulum membrane
Molecular function (GO): 3-beta-hydroxysteroid 3-dehydrogenase (NADP+) activity
Source: RefSeq, a predicted model, not a curated record